Homarus americanus (American lobster) is the source of this 3784-nucleotide messenger RNA. Its product is annotated as SET and MYND domain-containing protein 4-like. The record is from RefSeq and is a predicted model, not a curated record. Gene Ontology annotation, molecular function: protein binding. The transcript is spliced from 5 exons. Lineage: Eukaryota; Metazoa; Arthropoda; Malacostraca; Decapoda; Nephropidae. Bases 94 to 2256 code for a protein of 720 amino acids.
CGAACGAGCCCAUGCUUUAAACACCUCUAUAUAUAGCACCAACUGGAGCCAGGAUUACAUUAACACGACACAGGAAGGAACAUCACCCUCAUCAUGGCUGGAGCUCCGUGCUUCCAGGAGUUAUUCUCGAACUUGAUAAAGAAGCUGAAGGAAAUGGAGAAGGUGAAGGAGGUGAGCGGUCACUUUGGUCCUACACACAGCAUAGAGGAUAUGUUCUCUUAUCUCUGGGGGCUAGAGGAAGCUCACACUUACCUUCAACCGACUGUGUUUGGUUCAGGUAAAUCUGACGCCGAGGCAGAAAGACUCCGUGCUGAAGGCAAUAGAUUCUACCAGAGAAAAUUCCUUGAUAAAGCUUUAAAACUGUAUAAUCUUAGUAUAAUGUCCGCCCCACAUCCUAGGGUCAGUGACGACAUCAAAACUGAUAAUUUAACUGAAAUUUUUGAUAGCACUAAUGAAGAUGCAUUUAGAUCCUUAGCUCUCGGAUAUGCUAAUAGAUCUGCCGUGUUGUUUGAGCUGGAACAGUACGGUAGAUGUGUAAGUGAUAUAGAUAAAGCACUCAGGUACGGUUACCCAAAGCUAUUACACAGUAAGCUAGCGGAGAGAAAAGCAAAAUGUCUCAUUGCUCAGAGGAAAGAAAAUGAAGCAAAGGAAUUAUUAGAGUCUUCACUUCAAGCCUUAGAUGCUAUGUCACUGGAUGAAUCACAAACUAAGUCAUCCAGAGAUGCUUUAUGUCAACUCCUACAACACUGCCGGACAGAUGAAGGUUCAGUUGGCUCGUCAGUGAAACCAGAUAACACUGAUACACCAUUAUCCUUAUCAUCAGCUACCAAAGAGAAGUUAUUAUUUGCUUAUGAAACUCCCAAGCCGCCAGAACUCUCACACCCCAGCUCCACCAUUCCGUCACUGAGCAGCGCUGUCAGACUGGCCUUCUCUCCAUCCCAGGGGCGCUAUCUUGUGGCCGAGAGAGACAUUAAACCCGGUGAGGUGUUGGUGGUAGAGGAAGGGUAUAGUAGAGUCCUUCAGUUAGACUCCUCCUUGCGUACCCACUGCUCUGGUUGCCUCGCCCGAUGUCUUCAUCCAUUGCCGUGCCCUUCCUGCUCAAAAGUUAUCUUCUGUAGCAGUGAGUGUCAAGUACGAGGUCUCACAUCAUAUCACAGUCGAGAAUGUGGCGUACUUCCCGCCCUGACUGCCCUAGACAUGGGUAAAAACUCUGUAUUGGCCUAUAGGAUACUUAUACAAACUUCCUUUACUCGACUAAAAGACGAGGUGCCGGUCUACCUCGGUGAAGCAGCUGAACGUACGCCAGAGAGACUUGGGUUUAACGACAGAGGAAUAUACGACUCCACCGACUAUAGAACCAUCUACCAUCUUGUGACCAAUAAAGAGAGUCGUUCUGUAAGCGACCUGUUCAAGAGGUGCGCCAUGGCCCUAACGUUAACCAAAUUACUGCAAGAGAGUCGACGGUUCUUUGUUGACGCGGCUGGUGAACCCUUUAUCCCCAGUCAUGAGGAUCUGGUGGUUGCUGGUUCCACACUCUUGGUCCAUAUGAUGAACUUACCUUGCAAUGCUCACUCCAUCACUGAGUUACAGGUGGAUGUCAGUAAUUUUCAGAAGAGCGCCUCUCAAGAAAUUGGUUGCGGAUCUUUCGGAGUGUUGAGUUUGACUAACCACUCGUGUAAUCCAGCCGCUGCCCGCUCCAGCUACGGCAGUGUUGUGGUCCUCCGGGCUAUACGACUCAUAGGUCAGGGGGAAGAAGUAACCGACUGUUAUAGUGAACACUAUGGCAUAAAUGGAGCUGAAACGAGGAAAGUAUCUCUCAUGCAACAAUAUUAUUUCCCCUGCUCUUGUGACCCUUGUCAAUACAACUGGCCCACAUAUCUUAGUUUGUCCUCAAAGCUCAAACUCAAGUGCUUAAAAUGUUCAAAAGCAUUAAAUUGUGAAAAGGGGCAGUGUAAUCAAUGUAAACUGAGCUAUACUGAACCUGUAGGGAAUAAAGUCAAUGGAGAUGUUACAUACAGCUUGAAGGUUGUGGAGGAACAAGUCAAGGAAGCUGUUGUCUAUUACGAGGACGCUUACAGAGAUAUUAUCGAUGGAUACAAUUCCUUAAAAAAUGAAGAAUCGAUUUGUAAUGUCAUUCAGCUUAUAGAUAAAUAUAUUGAACAGCCUAAUAAAGUUUAUUUUGAGGCCCAAGAAACGCUGAAACAUUGCUUUGAUAGGCAAGGUUCUUGUGUAUUCAAGAAGGAGGUACUACUUUAAAAUGGCUGUCAAUUACAUAUAACUCUUUUUGUACCUUCUGUAUUUACCCUUGUGUGAUAACAAUAGAUGGUUGUUUUUGUGUACUUACUGUAUAUACACAAUUGUUAAUAUCUAAAAAAAGACAAAUGUGUUCUAGAGUUUUCAAACCUUAACCAAAGAAAUAAAAAGAUUUGUUUGUCAUAAAAUAUAACUUGUAUUAUAGACAUCAUUCAGGUACUGUAAAUAGCUUCUUCUUAUUUUGUCAAUGACGUCCAGGACCAUCUACUGUACUGUGUAUUAUACAAAGUGCCUUUACAUGUAAAUCAAAGCAAUUUAUUACACAGGAGCAUCAGAGUACAUGUAUAGUGUAUAAAAUGGAUCCUCUUGUAGUGCAGGACAUAGGUUGUAUAAUGAACAUUUCUGAGUAACAAAACUUCUUUACUGUUGGCAAUUUUAUAUAUAUUUAUUAUACUGUUGUGCUGUUGAAUGAGCAUUUAACUCUCUCAUACAUAUGCCAUAGUCUUUAGUGUGAUUUUGCAGGUGAGAUAGUUUGUAAUACCUCAUUAACACAGGUAUGUAUUUGUGAAUAUUUAGACAUAUACCACAAAAGUAUAUUUAUUUGCUGUAAAAGUCAUAGAUGAUUGUAGCUUUACUUGAUUUUCACCACUGAUCAACCUCUUAGCCUCUUGGGCAGUCAGUCACGUCUCUGUUACACACUGUUGGCAAGUAGUAGUCAUGUACUGGCUGUGGAAUGUAUCUCUACCUGUACAAUACCAAUCUUUCCUUUUAUGAUAUUAAUUUCUUUCAUCAGUGUGAAUUAGAGGCUAAUGAAAUCAAAUAACAAGGUGUUGGUUGGACUUUUAUAAAAAUAGGUUAUAUGGUAAUUAAUCUUUAAUAUUUAAAGACUUUUUUUAAUUUAUUGAUUAAUAAUGGUGCUCAUAUCGAAAUGAUUAUGUUCUAGUUAACAUAAAGCUGCUUAAGAUGGAAUAUUUUAACCUUUUUAACAUAAUUGCUGUAUAAUAAUCAUUCAGUAAUUGAAUGAUUGAUUUUUUAUUUUUUAUUUAUUUAUUUAUUUGUUUAUUUAUUUAUUCAUUUAUUAAUUUUGCCAACCCAUGGGAGCAGGAUGACCCACGACCCCUACCAUGGGCCAGGGUAGCUAUCACAGAUCAGGGGCAAUGGGUUGAUAUUAGACAAGUGUACAUCCCCUCUGUUUGUCUCUAUAUUUGUGAACCCAUUGAGUUUUACGACAAGCUGGUGGGGUGGAGGAGAUAUACCAGUCUUCAGGAGAAUAGUGAUAUUAUUCCUUCACCAGACCUGUAGAUGGUGCUUAUACUCCUACAGGUAUUAAGAAAUAUUCCAAGAACUACAGUAUAAAUCUAAAUGGUUGGGAAAUACAGUUCUACAGAAAUAUACAUUAAACUAAAGAAUAUCAAUGGUGCUAUUAAUGUUUGUGUAUUUUCAUGAAUAUUAAUUUAGAAUUGUUCCGCCUUUUGGCUAUAUAUAUUACAUAAUUUUCUGUUGAUUUUGCUAUUAAAACUCUCUAUUUCAC